GUAGGUCAAAGUACACAUAAGCGCAUUUGGUGGUUGAGACAGUCCGUAACAUUUUCUCGAAGGCUUUUUCUCAUGUGGUCGCACGUCUCACUUCACGCGGGAGCCACUCGUUCGAUGAACUUUCCACCGGCGAAGGCUGCGCAAACGCCUCCAGGCGCGACAAGCGCACGCCAGUCUCUACACACAAUCCCCGAGUGGUUGACGUUGUUGUAACUUUUUCUCGUGAUUCCGCGGUUUUCUCACGACCAGUUAAUGCUCAUACUAGUACACGAGUGAUAUAAGUGAAGUGAUCGUAAAGUGGAUAUUGCCAGUGGUUACUGUUAAUAAAUAAGUAAUUAAUUCUGUAUGCGGGAUGAUAAACGGACUUGUGAAGGAACAUCGACUGCCGAAGUAUACUAACCAAAUCAGUGACCACUAAUGUGUGGGUCGGGUGUGUCGCGAUGCGGGAGGAGGACCUGGAGGUGGCACUCAAGGUGGUGAUCGUGGGCGAUGGCGGCGUCGGCAAGUCCAGCAUGAUACAGCGGUACUGCCGAGGCACCUUCACCAGGGACUACAAGAAGACUAUUGGAGUCGACUUCUUGGAGCGACAGAUUGAGAUCGACGGCGAGGAAGUCCGGCUGAUGCUAUGGGACACGGCGGGGCAAGAGGAGUUCGACGCCAUCACGAAGGCGUACUACCGCGGCGCACACGCAUGCGUGCUCGCCUUCAGCACCACAGACCGAGACUCCUUCCUCUCGCUACACUCUUGGAAACUCAAGGUGGAGAAUGAAUGCGGGGAAAUCCCGACAAUCAUAGUUCAAAAUAAAAUUGAUUUAAUGGAUCAAUGUGUCGUUGGACCAGACGAAGCGGAGCUGGUAGCACGGGCACUAGGCUGCCGACUGAUGCGGGCGUCAGUCAAGGAGGACGUGAAUGUGGGCGCGGUGUUCCGAGCGCUGGCGACGCGGUGCUUGUCCGAUAUGCGGCGUGACGACGCUGAUGCGUUGCCGCCGUGUCAGGCGCCUGUUAUAGGAACAUUUACAAACCACAAUAGCAACGGUACGAUCCUGCUGCGGCCGACCAAGCACCGGCCGGGAGGCAAGAAGAAGAAUGUGCUGCGAAACGCUUGCAGACUACUGUGAUCAAGACAAUACUGCUCAACUUUAACAUAAUUAUAAAUACUUCAAGCAAGAUUUGACCUGUAAAGGGAACAAGACAGAAUAUUAAAAAAGAAACCCCAAAAGUACCUACAUACCUACCUGAACUUCUAAGGGUAUUGGACAAUUUUUGGAUAUAGAGGUUUAGUUUUCUGUGUAAAGAAAGCAUAUAUGUAAUUGGAUAUUAAUUGGUAUACAACUGGUAAAAAUCUAUUAUUCUCCAUUGAAAUUAUAAUAAAAAUAUUAAGAAUUUUAUCAAAGGUCCAGAAGAGAGACCACAAUUUUAGUCGAAUAAGGAAGCUGUUUAGUCAUAUUUUUAUGUUUUCUAGUUAGUUUAUAUUGAAAUAACAAAUCUAUGUAAAUAUUUUGUACUUAUCUAACUAUUCAUUUUAUAAAAAAUAAAUUAUUUGCAAAUAA
Helicoverpa zea (corn earworm) is the source of this 1550-nucleotide messenger RNA. It is a transcript of the gene Rab23, whose product is annotated as ras-related protein Rab-23. Gene Ontology annotation, molecular function: GTP binding; GTPase activity. NCBI's taxonomy places the organism in Eukaryota, Metazoa, Arthropoda, Insecta, Lepidoptera, Noctuidae. The record is from RefSeq and is a predicted model, not a curated record. Bases 441 to 1118 code for a protein of 225 amino acids. The transcript is spliced from 6 exons.